Molecule: messenger RNA, 559 nt
Organism: Aricia agestis (brown argus)
Lineage: Eukaryota; Metazoa; Arthropoda; Insecta; Lepidoptera; Lycaenidae
Product: UPF0691 protein C9orf116
Exons: 3
Coding region: 51-422 (123 amino acids)
Biological process (GO): axoneme assembly
Cellular component (GO): axonemal microtubule
Source: RefSeq, a predicted model, not a curated record
UGACGGGGUUGAUAUUUUUAUAAUUUAUUUUGCUUUAUUUAUUUUAAACGAUGAACGAGGAACGAUUUAAACAUACAGACAAGCAGACUGGGUUCUGUUCAGCCAGUUGUAUGGACCAAGACUGUGUUCGGCGAGAGAUCGGAAAACCAGAACUGAAAACCUCGGAUUUGUACGCCGUUUGUGAUCUUCCGAAGCGCUUCGAACAUCCUCAUUGGUUCAAUGGCUACGGCUGUCAAGUGAGCAAGCAACAUCCUUUCUACCGGACAUCUGCUAGUCAAUACGGCUGGUAUCCACCAGGGGUACACUCAGUUCCGACGGUAUUCUUUCCGAAGAAUCAGAGAUUUUCGAACGAUUUGGCAAUUUUCGGGAUGUAUAGAAAUUAUUCACUCAACACAGCGAUGGACCAACCGCCUUUGAAAUGAAUUGGAAAUGAAAGAGCGAUUGUUUUAUUUCGAGUAGUCUUUGAAGUGUUAUUGUUUCAGAUUCUAAUUAGUGUACGGUAUUCUGUUAUGUUCUCUUAAGAAUUGUUUUUAUAUAGGUACAACUUUUUGUUUUAAGA